This is a messenger RNA of Vanessa tameamea, 426 nucleotides long. RefSeq lists its product as uncharacterized. The record is from RefSeq and is a predicted model, not a curated record. Bases 100 to 351 code for a protein of 83 amino acids. Gene Ontology annotation, cellular component: mitochondrial intermembrane space. Lineage: Eukaryota; Metazoa; Arthropoda; Insecta; Lepidoptera; Nymphalidae. The transcript has a single exon. Gene Ontology annotation, biological process: mitochondrial respiratory chain complex IV assembly.
ACAUUUAAAGUAUUAUCUUUCAUUGCAUAUUGUUUUUCAUUUUGGUGUUACACGUAAUUUAUUAAAAAAUAGAAAGGAUAAUAGUUUCAAGUGUUAAAAAUGUCGACGGCAAUGACAUUUGGGCAAAAACAAUUUAUACCAACACCGCCAGAAAAGGGCAGUUUUCCACUCGAUCAUGAUGGUAUUUGUAAGAAGAGUAUGGUUAAGUAUAUGAACUGUAUAUUUAGUAAUAACAGUAAUAAUUCUAUGUGUCGAAACGAGGCCAAAGAUUACCUCGCUUGUCGUAUGGAACAUAACCUAAUGGCAAAGGAAGACUGGACUAAGCUUGGCUUUAAAGAAGGUGAAUUGUAAUAAAAGAAAUGAAAAGAUAAUUUUAUAAUUAAUACAGUUAAGUUUAGUUUUCAAUUAAAUGUUUUCAAUACUAAA